Lodderomyces beijingensis is the source of this 1422-nucleotide messenger RNA. The record is from the annotation of a GenBank genome assembly. Lineage: Eukaryota; Fungi; Ascomycota; Pichiomycetes; Serinales; Debaryomycetaceae.
AUGAACGCCGAGGAGCCGUUAUUGAUUGGGGCGUAUAGGAGCUACGAAACUAUUGACCAAUUUGACGAGGAUGAACAGAUUACCUACUCGCUGGAGCUCCAGAAAUUGAUUGGGUCGUCGGCCCCACUUGUUAUCACGUUUUUCCUACAGUACACUUUUGCAGUCACCUGCUUGUAUUCGGCAGGAUUGUUGGGCCCGUUGGAGCUAGGAGCGUGUUCUUUGGCCAUUUGCACUUUCAACAUUUCCGGGUUGGCCAUCUUCCAAGGCAUGGCUACGAGUCUAGACACGUUUUGCUCACAGUCUUUUGGAGCGGGCAACUUGCACGGCGUCGGGGUCUACUUCCAGCGGUGUUCGUUGGUGAUGCUUGCAACCAUGGUGCCAAUGUCAUUCUUUUGGUGGAACGCGCGUUGGGUGUUGAGCAUCUUUAUAUCUGACGAUGAGUUGACUUUGAUGGCGCAAAGGUUUCUUCGCAUCCAUUUGAUCGGAGUCCCCGCGUACAUUUUCAUCGAGUCGGGCAAGAGGUUUUUGCAAGCGCAGCACAUUUUCCUGGCGGGCACCUACGUCUUAGUAGCAGCGGCCCCCUUCAACAUCUUUUUGAACUGGCUCUUGGUUUGGAACGGCAAGACUUCGUUGGGCUUUGAUGGCAUACCGUUGUGCAUUGCCAUCACAUACUGGGCAAUCUUGCUAGCAGGUUUUGGCUACGUGGUGUUUGUUGACGGCCGCCAAUGCUGGGGAGGCUUUACCAGCAAGGCGUUUAGCAAAUGGCUCGCAAUUUUGAAAUUAGCCAUCCCUGGCGUCAUCAUGGUUGUUUCCGAAUACCUUGCCUUUGAGAUUAUGGUGAUUUUUGCCGCUUCCUUUGGCACGGAGGCCUUGGCGGCGCAGUCGAUUGCGGCAAACUUGGCCUCUUUGGUCUACCAGCCGCCAUUUGCCUACGCCGUGGCAUUGAGCACGCGUGUUGGCCACCACAUUGGAACAAAGAAGAUCAAAGGAGCCAAGAUCGAUACAAGUUUGUUUUACUUUAGUGCUGCCGUCAUUGGAUUGAUCAACUGUUCCAUCUUUGUCUUUGGAAGAAACUUGUUGGGCAGACUUUUCACCGAUGACGAGACUGUGUUGCAGACCACGGCUGGAUUGAAUGUCUUGGUUGGCAUAAACCAGAUUGCCGACACCUUCAACGUGUUGGGAACGGGUGUCUUGCGUGGACAGGGGCGUCAAAAAGUCGGUUCGAUUUUGAACUCGAUUUCCUACUACGUUAUUGCCAUCCCGUUGGGUUACACCUUGGCGUUUAAACUCGGAUUUGAGUUGAAAGGUCUUUGGUGCGGGUUGAUUGUGGCCGUGAUGUUCUUGGCCACUACCCAGUGUUUUGUGAUUGCCCUGAGUAACUGGACACAGAUCUUGGAGAACUCCGACAAGAUACACGAUUGA